Messenger RNA from Neopelma chrysocephalum (saffron-crested tyrant-manakin), 1344 nucleotides. RefSeq lists its product as uncharacterized. NCBI's taxonomy places the organism in Eukaryota, Metazoa, Chordata, Aves, Passeriformes, Pipridae. The coding region runs from base 34 to 852 and encodes 272 amino acids. The transcript is spliced from 7 exons. The record is from RefSeq and is a predicted model, not a curated record.
GCACCCGGAAGCGGGGGGCGCAGCACGUGGGACAUGUCCGGGGUCGUGCGGCGGCCCGCGCUGUUCGGGCGGCUGAAGGCGGCGGUCAUUGGGAUGGUGCACGUGGGAGCGCUGCCAGGGACACCAAGAAGUUCUCUUCCGCUGACCCAGAUCGUUGAUCAAGCUUGUCAAGAGGCAGAAGCUUACAGGGAUGCUGGAAUUGAUGGCUUGAUAGUAGAAAACAUGCACGACCUCCCGUACACGGUGUGUCCCGGGCCCGAGGUCACAGCAGCAAUGACAGUGGUUGGUGCUGCAGUGAGACAGAGCUGCCCCCAUCUCCCACUGGGUGUCCAGGUCCUGAGUGCUGCAAACCACCAGGCAGUAGCAGUGGCUCUGGCUGCAGGUCUUGAUUUUAUCCGGGCUGAAGGGUUUGUGUUUUCUCAUGUGGCUGAUGAAGGGAUUAUAAAUGCCUGUGCAGGUGACCUGCUACGAUACAGAAAACAAGUUGGAGCAGAGAACGUUCAAAUUUUUGCUGAUAUUAAAAAGAAACAUAGUGCCCAUGCCCUGACGGCCGAUGUCGGCGUGGCCCAGACGGCCGAGGCUGCCCAGCUGUUCCUGGCCGAUGGGGUGGUGCUGACCGGCACAGCCACGGCACUGCCCGCGGAUCCCCGGGAGCUGCGAGAGGUUAAGCAAGCUGUGAAGGUUCCUGUGCUGAUUGGGUCUGGAGUGACUCUGGAGAAUGUGGGGAAUUACUUGGAUGCAGAUGCUCUAAUAAUUGGUUCGUAUUUCAAGAAAGAAGGUUAUUGGGCAAAUGCUGUUGAUCCUGACCGAGUAAAGAAAUUUAUGGAGCACAUAAGUCCACUGAGGGAAUGAGCUUGUCAGUAAACAGUAUUUGCUUGUGUGUGUGUAUGUAAAUGCAGCACGGUACAUUGUACAGAAUUAAAACACAAAUGUGUGGCUGAAUGGUGAAUAACAUCAAAUAAAAAUGCACAUCACCUCCAUAACUAGCUGGGAAACGCAGUGACACUUUGCAGUGAACUGGUGCUCUGAUGUUUGUUUCCAGGCAGCACAUUUCUGUGGUGCUCAAAGCCAUCACCAAUGCAAACCCAAUCCUGAAGGCUUGGGUGAUAUAUCCUCUCCUACAACUGAAAUGCUUAUGGAGUUUAAGAAUUUACAGUAAAUGUUCAUCACAGGAGAGCUGAGUUCUGUUUUGCCUUUAAGUACAAUAGGAUGCCCUAAGUUUACAGCUAAAAGUAUUGUAAAUUGGACAAGUUAAUUAGCCUUUCAGGUUCCCCAUCUGUAAAACGAUAAUAGUACCUACAUCACACAGGGGCUGUAAGACAUAAUGAAUGAAUGGAUGUACAG